AUGCAAGCAAUAAAGUGUGUGGUGGUCGGAGAUGGAGCUGUGGGAAAGACCUGUCUUCUCAUCAGCUACACUACAAAUGCCUUCCCCGGGGAGUACAUUCCCACAGUGUUUGAUAACUACUCAGCAAAUGUAAUGGUGGACAGCAAACCAGUCAAUCUGGGCCUCUGGGAUACAGCUGGACAGGAAGACUACGACAGACUGCGGCCACUGUCCUACCCGCAGACGGAUGUGUUUCUCAUCUGUUUCUCCCUGGUGAGCCCGGCGUCGUUUGAAAACGUCAGAGCCAAGUGGUACCCAGAGGUGAGGCACCACUGCCCUUCCACUCCAAUAAUUCUGGUUGGCACCAAGCUCGAUCUGAGAGAUGAGAAAGAGACCAUUGAAAAGCUAAAGGAGAAAAAACUGGCACCAAUCACUUACCCACAGGGUCUUGCAUUGGCCAAAGAAAUAGAUGCAGUAAAAUACCUGGAGUGUUCUGCUCUUACUCAAAGAGGUCUAAAGACGGUGUUUGACGAGGCCAUCCGUGCUGUGCUUUGCCCCCAACCCACCAAGGUCAAGAAGAAGGGCUGCGUGCUGCUCUAAGUAUACAUGGUGCAUUAGUGGAUUCUUCACAGCAAAAAAGGUACCAGAGAAAUCCACUGAUUUUCUCCAACAACCUAUCAAGGGAUAGAAAAUAAUUGUUUGUGGAAUUUUAUUAAAUUACAAAAAACAAGCCUUCUCUUUUUAGACAAAUAUAGCUCUUGAAUCCACCAUAUUGAUACCAAUGAAAUAAUAUUUUUGUUAAAGUGAUAGUUAGAAUAGAUAGAAAAUAAAUUUAUAUAAUUAUUUACUCACUCUAAUGUUGUAAACCCAUGACUUUCUUGGUUAGCAUCAGUCAACAUUCAAAAAGUGCACAGAAAGUGAAUAGUAACUGAGGCUGUCAGAACAGUUUGAGGGUGAAUAACAGAUGAAUGAGUUUUCAUUUUUGGGUGAACUACACAUACAAGUGUAAAGAAAGAGAACAUAUUUAGUCAUAAUAUAGUAACUGAUGUAUUGUGUAUAUUGUGAUUGAUGUAGUUGAUGUGUUUUUUAUGGGGACACAGUUGUGUAUUGUGGUCUUGGGUGGGAAGAACCCAUUUUUUUCUCUCCAUUCUUAGAACCGAAUAAAAUGUUAAACUCAGAGGGAUUUUUGAACAUAUGAAUCACAUUCACUAGAAUGGCAAAAUAAACUCUACAACUCCUUUCUCCGUUUAUCUAAUUUAUUUUCAU
This is a messenger RNA of Xyrauchen texanus (razorback sucker), 1245 nucleotides long. Its product is annotated as ras-related C3 botulinum toxin substrate 2-like. Bases 1 to 579 code for a protein of 192 amino acids. Gene Ontology annotation, molecular function: GTP binding; GTPase activity. Gene Ontology annotation, biological process: small GTPase-mediated signal transduction. The record is from RefSeq and is a predicted model, not a curated record. The transcript is spliced from 7 exons. NCBI's taxonomy places the organism in Eukaryota, Metazoa, Chordata, Actinopteri, Cypriniformes, Catostomidae.